Rattus norvegicus (Norway rat) is the source of this 1607-nucleotide messenger RNA. RefSeq names its product TIM double twin CX3C motif chaperone (gene Timcc). Gene Ontology annotation, cellular component: mitochondrial intermembrane space. The record is from RefSeq and is marked provisional. Lineage: Eukaryota; Metazoa; Chordata; Mammalia; Rodentia; Muridae. The transcript is spliced from 3 exons. Bases 50 to 466 code for a protein of 138 amino acids.
GGCGCGGCGAGUACACGCGGGCGCUGGCGCGGAGCAGCUCAGGGUCGCCAUGGCGGAGGUGCAGCAACUUCGAGUGCAGGAGGCUGUGGACGCUAUGGUGAAAAGUGUGGAGAGAGAGAAUAUCCGGAAGAUGCAGGGCCUCAUGUUCCGGUGCAGUGCCAACUGCUGUGAAGACAACCAGGCGUCUAUGCAGCAGGUGCACCAAUGCAUAGAGCGCUGCCAUGCACCUCUGGCUCAAGCCCAGGCCCUGGUCACCAGCGAGCUGGAAAGGUUCCAGGACCGCCUGGCCCGGUGCACCAUGCAUUGCAACGACAAAGCCAAAGACUCAAUGGAUGCAGGAAGUAAGGAGCUUCAGGUGAAGCGACAGCUAGACAGCUGUGUGGCCAAGUGUGUGGAUGACCACAUGCACCUCAUCCCAACAAUGACCAAGAAGAUCAAGGAGUCUCUGUCAUCCAUCGGGAAAUAAAAUUGUUUGCCAGUGACCAUUGGGGCUGAGAGCAGGCUGUUUAAGGAAGAAUGGAAGUUUAAUAUGUUAAGCAAUGUUUACGAAUGAGGAAAACUUAGGACACAGCAAGUUCCAGGCAAACGCGGCUCACUACCAGACACUGGUUCCUUUACAUCUGGAUCUUAGAAGGUGACGUGGAAAGAAGCUGGUGCUGAGAUUUGGAUCGCAGAUAGCUCAGAGGAGAAGUCUAGAUCCUAAAUAUUUAUGUGCAAUGUUUGUUCUGUAGUAGAGAUCAACCUUGUACCAAGGGCUGAGAUUUCUACUACAAACAUCCAGGCUGGUGGCUCUCUCUUAAACCUGGUAAAACCUGAGGAGAGGUGGGUCUCCUCAGAGAAGCUUGGCAAAUCCUGUUCACCACAAGUAACACCACACCACCUUGCAUAUGUUAUGAAACAAAACCCAGUAGGCUAGUGAUUUAGAGAGAGGAAAAGAUCUCCUUUCCAAAUCUAUAGUUUGCUUGGUUUUGUCUUCUGUGCAAGGGCACACAGUGGAUUUAAGAUACAGGAGGGAGAGUGGUUUAAAUAACUUCUAAAGGUUCCUAGUAUUUUCUGGCCAUCAAGAUGGGAAUGUCCAUUUCUUCAAAUUCUGUUAUUCUAGAAACCCCAGAAAAGCCAGACAGUGUCACAGUGUACAUGGGAAACAGCUUUCUUCACUGACUUGUACACCGAAGUGACACAUCCUCACGAAAAGCAAGUGGGGUUGGUUGUCACUCACACGCCAGUCGCUAGAAUAAACAGGAGCUGUUGAGAAGUAUUGGCCUUGGGUUCACAAAAUAAAAGUGCAAACCCAGUAUUAAUCAGCUCUGAAUUUACAGAGCCUUGUAGCCACAAGGAGGCCUAAAAGUAAGCAACUUGGGCCAAGGAAAGCUAGGGCCACUACAGCAGGAGAAGCACACACCUUCUUACCAAAUGCCAUUUUUACUGGGGGUUUUGCAGUGCAGUGUUGCUGGCCCAAUGUGGCACCUUAUCUAUUGGAUGAGUACUAUAUUGUAUUUAUACCAAUUUAAUUACUUGAAACAGUGAUACAUUUGUCUGUUUGCUGUGUUAAGCCUGCAAUAUAUUUUCCAAGUGGUUUGGUUUUUAAAUAAAGUUUCAUUGUCUCC